Messenger RNA from Eruca vesicaria subsp. sativa (arugula), 1392 nucleotides. The record is from the annotation of a GenBank genome assembly. NCBI's taxonomy places the organism in Eukaryota, Viridiplantae, Streptophyta, Magnoliopsida, Brassicales, Brassicaceae.
AUGGAGGUAAAAGUAAUCAAGAUCACCCGAGUCAGCCCCGCAACUGAUUCGUCCCGCGACUCAGCAGACCCAUUCAUUCUCCCACUCACCUAUUACGACUUGAGGUGGGUAAGAUCUCAUCCUACACAGCAAGUCAUCUUCUACAAACUAUCAGAGUCAUCUCGCAAGUUUUUCCACUCCGUGAUCCUCCCUAAGCUCGAGUCAUCUCUCUCCCUCGUCCUCCACCACUACUUCCCAUUGGCUGGUCACCUCAAGUGGAACCUACAAGAUUCUAAGCCCCACAUUGUUGUUUUCAGCCACGACACUGUCUCACUAACAGUAGCUGAGUCCAACGCUGAUUUUCACUUUAUUUCCAGCAAGGGACUACGUCAACAAAGGCAUUUACGUGUCUUGGUGCCGGAGUUAUCGGUUUCGUGUGACUCUACAUCUCUAUAUUCUCUACAAAUCACAUUGUUCCCUAACCAAGGUUUUUGCAUCGGUCUAGCAGAACAUCAUGUUUUGAAGGAUGGUGUAGGAUCUAUAAUGUUUAUCAAAGCAUGGGGUCACAUUUGUAAAUCAUUGGGACACGGAACAAUGACUUUACCUAGUGACUUUACUCCAAUAAUUGAUCGUACUCUCAUCAAAGUUCGGUCCAGUCUUGAAUCCAAGAUUUUGGAAUACGUGUCAUACUUUUUAGAUGAAAAAGAUGGGAAGAGAACCAUGAAGCCGCUUCAAGUGGGAGAGAUUUGUAACGACCUUGUUAGGAUCACACUAGAGCUGACUCAGGAGAAAGUCAACAAACUCAAAGAGCAAGUGAAGAGAGAGUCAACUCGUUCUCAGCAUGAGCUACAUUUAUCAACGUUCGUUAUAGUAAACGCCUAUAUCUGGAGCUGCCUGGUGAAGGCGCGUGGAGGCAGCAAAGAGAGACCGUUGCUCUUCAUGUACGCAGCUGAUUUCAGGAACCGGUUAGAUCCACCGGUUCCUGAAAGGUACUUGGGGAAUUGUGUGGUCCUUAUCAAUUGCAUUGGCUACAAAGCAAAUAAGUUAUUGGGAAGAAAUGGUUUUAUUAACGCUGUUGAGAUUCUUAGUGACUCAGUUAUAGGUGUGGGUUCAAGAGGGAUUGAAGCACUUUGGGAAUCCUACUUUGAUGGAAUGAAGCAAGUGAAACCGGAUACUUAUGUUGAGUCUGUCUCUGGGUCGACCCGGAUGGGGUUUUACGGGGCGGAUUUCGGGUGGGGAAAACCGGUUAACCAUGAGAUUGUGUCCAUUGAUAGGUAUCCAGCGUUUUCUAUGUUGGAGAGGAGGGAUGAGAUCGGUGGCGCUGAGAUUGGUUUGUGUUUGAAGAAGAGUGAGAUGGAAACUUUUAUUUCUCUGUUUGAAAAUGGUUUAGGAAUAAUUGCAUCACGUAUUUAA